AAUAAAUACAGUAUUACUCCUUAAUAAAAACAAUAAUUAAAAUAUACUUAUUCCAUUGUUAAACAUAAUUCGUGAAAUGGUUUACCCGCCGCCCGGACCGUCGCCGCCGCCGUAUUACGGCCCUCCUCAUCACGGCUCUCCGCAUCACGGCCCUCCGCAUCACGGCCCUCCGCAUCACGGCCCUCCGCAUCACGGCCCUCCGCAUCCAUGGGGACCGCAUCACCACUACCCGCCACCACCGCACAUGUAUCCACCCCCACCACACGACGGCGGAUACCCUCCAGGACAAUACCCACCACCACCACAGCCAUAUUAUGUUCCUGGGACUAUGAUGGUGCCCGUUCCCGUACCUCCAGCUCAAGACCCAGCUAACAACGCAACUUAUAUCACUAACUAUAUCUACCACGGUGAAAACCAAGCUUCAAGCUCACUCCCAGCGAUAGUGGAUGAAGUGAGAGUAGUGGAAGAUUCUGGUGAACACGAAUGGAUUGCAACAACAGCGACGAUGGCCAGUCAUCUGACAGGGAGAGCAGUUGUCGGCGGCCACGAAGGUUGGGAUGGGAGCCCUCUAUGGGUCAUCAGGGCAUGGCACGCUGGAGAUCUGAUCCCAGGGAAGCUAUCUAUCCGGCAUUGCGCUGCUACAGUCGUCCAUGAUGGGAAGGAAAUACCGGUGCAGAAUAUUGAAGUGCUGUGCUCGAAGCCUGAAAGUUUAAGAUGGGUGCCUGCGUCUACUGGUAACGUUCCCCCUGGGGCGAUUCCGGGAGGUCGAACGUCGUCUGGAGAGACGUUAUACGUUGGCAGAGCGAGAUACCAGCUCUCUGUGACCCCUGGAAAGGUCCAUCCGAGCCAUAGUUCGUGUUACAUCGGUUUUUCUGGGAAUGAGGUGGCGCAUAAAAUGUAUGACGUGUUGUGUAGAGCUAGCUGAUUGUGAUAUUUGUUAUUGAAGUCUGAUAUAUCUUGUGGAUCGCUUAUCAUUUCUUUGUUCGUUUGAUAAAUAAAGUUAAGUACUGAUAAUGU
Messenger RNA from Cydia splendana, 1017 nucleotides. RefSeq lists its product as uncharacterized. NCBI's taxonomy places the organism in Eukaryota, Metazoa, Arthropoda, Insecta, Lepidoptera, Tortricidae. Bases 77 to 925 code for a protein of 282 amino acids. The transcript has a single exon. The record is from RefSeq and is a predicted model, not a curated record.